Messenger RNA from Gongylonema pulchrum, 651 nucleotides. NCBI's taxonomy places the organism in Eukaryota, Metazoa, Nematoda, Chromadorea, Rhabditida, Gongylonematidae. The record is from the annotation of a GenBank genome assembly.
CUAUUAGAAAGGUUCGGUUGGUUUACUUUACUUGGAGUACUACUGUUGCUCUAUAUCUAUAAGAAAUUUAUCAAGCCGUUGCUCCAGAGAAUUGAGGAAGAAAAAGAGCUCGAAAGAAGGAAGAAAUUCGACGCGGAUUUACAAGCAGCGUACGAAGAAAGAGUCCGAGCGGCACGUGAACGGGCGCAACGAGAACUGCAAAUUGAAGCAGCCAAAGCACAGGAACGUUUGGAAGAAGCGAAGCAGAGAAAGCUCGAAGAAGCAAUGGAGAAAGCUAAUCUUUCUGGUGGCCAUACCGCUAAUGUUUGCUCUGAAACGCCAACAUCGGGCGUGGAUCCUCGAACGUUUGUAACAGAUUUAAUCAAGUCUGCGCCGGUCGUUGUUUUCAGCAAAAGUUACUGCCCGUACUGUAGGAAUGCAAAAAGAGCUCUGAGCGCGUACCGAAUUCCUGAAAAACAGUACAAAAUUGUUGAGUUAGAUGGACGACCAGAUUGCGAUCAAAUACAGGAUGUUUUACAAGAAGUAGGCGGCGCGCGCACAGUUCCGCGUGUCUUUAUUGGCGGCAGAUGCAUUGGUGGUGGAAGCGAAACAGUAGCUGCGCAAAAAGACGGAACUCUGGAAAAGAUGCUGAAGGAAGCCGGUGCCAUUUGA